GGAUGGUCAUCGGACGGCAAGGAGGGAAAGGAUUUAAAAUGCUGUUGUCGUACAGGAUGGUCAUCGGACGGCAAGGAGGGAAAGAAUUUUACAUGCUGUUGUCGUACAGGAUGGUCAUCGGACGGCAAGGAGGGAAAGAAGGAUCGCAAAAAGUGAAAGUGAAAAGUGAAAGCGCAAGUGAAUGAAAACAGUUGAAUGUACCGCAAGGACUAAAGAAAGGAGCGGAAUAAGAAAUUGAGCGCUAGUGAGUGAAAAAAGUGAGUGAAAAGUGAAAAAUGAAAGCGCAUGUGAAGAAAAACAGUUGAAUGUACCGCAAGGACUAAAGAAAGGAGCGGCCUAAGACAUUGAGCGCUAGUGAGUGAUAAAAGUGAGUGAAAUGCUGCGAUCAAGUGAGUGCAAGUGCAGGAGGGAAUGAAUUGAGGCAAUAUGGGCAAAAGUGAGUGUUAGAGCGCGAGUGAAAAACGAAAUAAAAUAUAAACAGCAACUACAGACAGCGGAAAGAGAACGGGAACUUCACUGAGAGAGGUUUAAGGACGGAGGUGCAUAGCACUGCUUGUUUUUUCAAUUGAGCAUUAGUAAAAUGCAAGGCCCUCAGAGCGGAGGAUCAUAGCUCUUUUUUGAUUUCGUCAGAAGACAGAAAGCAAAAGACAUUUCACUCUGUGCAUUAGUAAAAUUCAAGACAACGCAUGAGACCAUUGCACUCCGCUACCUGCAUAAGGAGGAGAGAGAAUCAAAGACAAGCGUCGUGAUGAUCUCAUCGCAGCGAGCUUAGCAUAAAGUUUUGUCCCAAAUCUAAGCGCAGCAGCCCGUUCGUUGCGUCGCGGACCUAAAAAUACUUAAAAAUCGGAAAUAACUCGCAAUAUAUUACUAAAAACCCGCAGAAGUCGCGUGCAAAAAGCCUGAAAAUUAUAAAUUUUUUUAUUGUGAAAAGCCUGAAAAGUGUGUGCGGAGAGCCAAAGGUCUAGCUAAAAGUUAAGUAAUGAUCGCAGCAUUAGUGAAAAUGAUAAAAUUCAGUGUUCUAGUAGCAGUGAAAAAUGGGAAAAAACGCCGACCUGCAAAAAGUCUUUUGCGUCGCAGCUGUCGCGCUGCUUCCAGCGCUCAUUUGGAGUGAGCAUGGAAACGCAAGAAGAAAUAACGGAAUCAUUUAAAGCUGUUGUCGUACAGGAUGGUCAUCGGACGGCAAGGAGUGCAAGGAGGAUUGCAAAAAGUGAGUGAAAGUGAAAAGUGAAAGCGCUUGUGAAAACAAAACAGUUAAAUGCACCGCAAGGACUAAAUAAAGGAGCGGAAUAAGAAAUACAGCGCAAGUGAUAGUGAAAAGUGAAAAAAAAAACCUGCCUGCCAAAAUUCUAUUGCGUCGCCGCAGCUGUCGCGCUGCUUCCACAGUGGAAACGCAGAAAGAAAGGAAUAGCGAAAUCAUAUUAUACUGUUGUCGUACAGGUGUGCAAGGAGGAAAGGAUUCCAAAAGCUGUUGUCGUACAGGAUGGUCAUCGGACGGCAAGGAGGGAAAGGAUUUAAAAUGCUGUUGUCGUACAGGAUGGUCAUCGGACGGCAAGGAGGGAAAGAAUUUUACAUGCUGUUGUCGUACAGGAUGGUCAUCGGACGGCAAGGAGGGAAAGAAGGAUCGCAAAAAGUGAAAGUGAAAAGUGAAAGCGCAAGUGAAUGAAAACAGUUGAAUGUACCGCAAGGACUAAAGAAAGGAGCGGAAUAAGAAAUUGAGCGCUAGUGAGUGAAAAAAGUGAGUGAAAAGUGAAAAAUGAAAGCGCAUGUGAAGAAAAACAGUUGAAUGUACCGCAAGGACUAAAGAAAGGAGCGGCCUAAGACAUUGAGCGCUAGUGAGUGAUAAAAGUGAGUGAAAUGCUGCGAUCAAGUGAGUGCAAGUGCAGGAGGGAAUGAAUUGAGGCAAUAUGGGCAAAAGUGAGUGUUAGAGCGCGAGUGAAAAACGAAAUAAAAUAUAAACAGCAACUACAGACAGCGGAAAGAGAACGGGAACUUCACUGAGAGAGGUUUAAGGACGGAGGUGCAUAGCACUGCUUGUUUUUUCAAUUGAGCAUUAGUAAAAUGCAAGGCCCUCAGAGCGGAGGAUCAUAGCUCUUUUUUGAUUUCGUCAGAAGACAGAAAGCAAAAGACAUUUCACUCUGUGCAUUAGUAAAAUUCAAGCACAUGCUGCGCAGGUCAUGAGUCAACUUUUAAACAAGUAAAGACUUUUGUUACCUUUAUGUUUGGCGAGACGAGUCCGCAUAACUAUGUCCGCUGGCUUUUUUGCUUUUAUGCUUCUUCUAUAAAACCAUGUGCUCGUGAUGAUCCUCAGCUAGAACGCUGUAUCAUUAAUGCAGUGUACCAGAUAAAGCCGCGACUAAUGCAUGGCGAUCUAGGAGAUGGCUAUAAAACACCACCAUUGGAGCCCCUGUCUUUGGAUAACAUAGAACUCGGCCAAAGUAGUCAGUUCCAGGCUGUGUUUACACACCUUGAGGCUAGAGGAGGCAGCAACUUUAUUAUUGAUCGUCUAAUUGCCAAGCCAUUGGAAAUAUCUUACGAUCUUUGGAUAACUCUCCCGCGCAUAGACUUUAAGGGAAAGUAUUCUAUGCAUCUAAAUUUGCUGCUUUUGGAUAUUAAGGGAAGAGGAAAUAUGCAUGGAUACGCCGAUAAUGCUAAGGCUUUUGUCAAAAUGCGUGGCACUCGCUAUUUGCGAAACGGUAAGGAGUAUGUAAAGUUCACCAAGAUGACCAUGCGCAUACAAUUUAAGGAUUUUAAGUUGAACUUAGAAAACCUCUUUAACGGCGAUCGGAUUUUGGGAGAAUUGGGAAACACCCUCAUCAACAGCAAUCAGGAAUUAUAUCUAAAUGAAAUUGUUCCUGGUCUGGAGAGUGGUCUAUCUAAAAAGUUUUUGGAUGUGGCCAACGAAAUCCUGGAUACAGCUACAUUUGAUGAAAUGUUCCCGCCUGGAAGGACUAUCAUUAAUCCCAUUUCUUUUCCUUCACUCUCAUCGGGACUCGGUCCAUCUAUAUUUGAACCGCCAAUUGCUUCGCGAAACCCUGAUGGUGGUAUUUUAGAUAAUUUACCACCUAAUAACGAGCACUUUAAGACCUUCACCCUUGAAAACUAAGUCUGAGUCUGUCAGUUUCGGCUUGCCGAAUAUAAGCUAUUUUUUCUUUAUAAUUUUCAAUCGUGAAUAUUCCCCUUAAAUUUAAACCAAUGUAUGUACUCCCAUGUGUACCAGUCUGCGGACGUACAGUCAGCCGUGCCACACGCUAAUUUGCCUUAGAGCGCUUAAUGCCCUACUCCAUUUGCUGUUGGAGGUUUGAGGAGUAACUGGAAAAACUUUUUAAUCCGCCACGAAGCUUACUCUGUUUUUGCAUAUUAAGCUAAAAGUUUUGAAAAUGUGUAGUCACCGCCUAACGGCGCCGGGGGGACAGUUUAAAGGAAACCCACACACACUUCUCCAACAUUACACCUGUUCAAUGGGUCAGGGCACGUAGUUCCCUUUCAGUCUUCCUCUCUUUCCAACGUUCUUGCUUGUGAUUAAUCACCGGCAACGACAAAGAUGAAUUUACAGAGAUUUUUUUUCGUAAAAGUUUUUACUUUCGUCUUGGCGGGGAUGGGCAGUUAAUUGCGUUGGACUUGGACUUGUGGCCAAGAAAAAGUGUUGCCUCUGUAGGAAAAUUUGGGGUGGCCCUAAUUAAAUUCAUGCGACGCAGCUGUCACAGGCAAGAAAAAAGCAUUAUCGACUUUUUAGGCGCUUAAUAUUUCAAACGAAAAUGUUUUUGAUGUAAACAGAGGGAAGUCAAAGAAAACCUUGGCAACAUCUUCAGCUUCUGCGCUGUCCAAUGCCUUGCCAAGUGUCGCCAGCAUUAAUUUCAUUUAUUAAUUUUUAACUACGCCCGCGCAACAAAAUAAAAGCAACUUGAUAAAUGGAGAGCUAGCCAGUGGAAAGGAAAUGGCAUUGGGGUGGGAGGAAAUCUUUUGCUCUUCUUUCAUUGUACGCGUCCCCAUUUUUUUCUGCUUUCUUUUUACCAUCGCUUUUCUUUACUUUGCUUUUUUUUUGUUAAUUUUUUUUAAUUCUUUGCUUUUCACUUGAAAGACGCUCGAAACGUGGAGAUGUGUCGAGGCUCGCUAAUGUCCUUUCUUUUAUCAUUAAGAAGAAAACGUGGGUGCCUUUUGGGGUUGGUUGGGUGGUGUGUUUUGGGCGUGGCAUGGGCGUUCUCCCAGGUAUGGACAGUGGCGAAGCGCAGGUAUUUUGGCGGCCAUUACUGAAAAAACUCACGCUGUCGGCUUAAGUUUCUAAUGGUGAUUCUUAACAUUAAACAAUGAAAGAAAAAUAUGAAAUAUGAAAAUAUGACAACUAAAUGGAGCGUUAAUAAUUAAUAAACAAUUUGUAUUAGGUUCAUAUAUUUGUUCCAGUCUUAAAACCUUCUUGAGAUUUGAGAAUUUAAAAAAAAAAAUAA
This is a messenger RNA of Drosophila obscura, 4442 nucleotides long. It is a transcript of the gene Jhbp10, whose product is annotated as protein takeout. The record is from RefSeq and is a predicted model, not a curated record. The transcript has 9 exons. Lineage: Eukaryota; Metazoa; Arthropoda; Insecta; Diptera; Drosophilidae. Bases 2216 to 3103 code for a protein of 295 amino acids.